Molecule: messenger RNA, 1876 nt
Organism: Calliphora vicina (urban bluebottle blowfly)
Lineage: Eukaryota; Metazoa; Arthropoda; Insecta; Diptera; Calliphoridae
Exons: 2
Coding region: 1-1524 (507 amino acids)
Source: RefSeq, a predicted model, not a curated record
AUGAAUAACCUAAAUAAUAAUAAUAAUAAUAACAAAAAACCAACAGCAAAAGGCCAGCAGGGGAAACCUAUGCUGGCUGAUUGCAAACAGUCAACUGUCCAACCUUCUGGUGACAGUUUGACUAAAAGCAGCGAGGUAGCCUUGGACUUUAAGCCAAGCACCUCAAAAGCUGCAUUAGCCCUCGCUGGUAAUACACCAGCAACAGCCCCUGCAUUGGACACUGUCGAGAAGACAGUUGUCCCUGCGAAAAUGCUACAGGUUGGACCGUCGAACCAGAAGUCGGGUCCAACCACCGUAGCCCCACCCGCCACUACGGCAGAACCGAACGCCCCCAUUCGCAAAGAACCAUCCAGGAGGGCUUUCGUGCAAAGGCGUGCCGCCAUGCGCAUUAUCGACCGGCUUGGAUCCAAGUCGGCCGAUGCGCUUAACAUCGACGAAUUGUCGAAACUAAGUUGGGCUAAGGCCCAACUGGCUGAGCUGGACAGCUCAAACCCUCCUCCAAGCGCAGAUGCAGCGAACCAAGGCGCAUCUGCUGGGCCCAAGCGGCAACGCUCAGAGGAGGAGCUGCUCCAGCAGCAAAACCCACAGCCGAAGACUAAACGUCCGAAGCAAGAGGCUCGUGUGAUAAGAAGGCAGCCGAAGACUAAACGUCCGAAGACUAAACGUCCGAAGCAAGAGGCUCGUGUGAUAAGAAGGCCUUACAGUGAAGUUGCUCGCAAUCCACUUGUAAGGGCUAUUAUCGACAGGAGUGUUGAUGACGGAGCUAUCUCCCAGGAGAAAUGGCUGAAAAUCCGUCAGGGUAUGCUGGGGGUAUACUGGAAGAUUCUCAAGGAGAAUCCCGGUCCAUCCCCGCAAAACGACGAUGCUGGCUGGUAUCAAGGCCAUGUAAAACUGCUAGCGUGUACCAAUGACCGCUCAGCUCUACUGCUAAAAUUAGCAAUUGCGUCCCUAGGGGAAUUGUGGCCUGGCGCGAAACUGGACGUGAUCCCGGUAAACGAGAUACCUCGUAGACCGAGAUCAGUCACAGUUAUUCCGGCGGAACCACAUGAACCUGAGGAGAUUCUGGCAUACAUUCAGAGCGGUAAUCCCGAUCUACCAACCCAUAACUGGAAGGUGGUUAAGGUUUCCGCUCCUGAAGGUGCGCAUAGAAAGGUGGUCGUAGUCCUUAACAAGGAAUCCUUGGCGCCACUACGUGAGAGGCAAAGCAAGAUUUACUAUGGUUUCGAUAGUAUCAAGCUGCGCAUCUACCGUGGUGACGACAAGCUCGACCCCGAAACUUCUGGUGUUAAACUGGAAGCUCCGCAGGAUAUGGACUGCAAAAUUAAACUGGAUGACCCCGCAAGCUCUGAGGACAAAAUGGAGACCCAAUCACACUCCAGUAUGGUUGGGGACCUAUUCUGCGCUCUGGGUGAUGUGGAGGAUGAAGAUGUUCUUCUGGAAUCAGACCCAGAAGACAUCGACGUUACGGUCAUAUAUGAUCCAGACCAUGGUGAAGGCGAUCCAAGUGAACCUUCACCACUCUAAGGCAGCUUCGGCUGCCCUGCUCCUCCACAUUGCUAGAUAUGGGGAGGACAUUGCGUUGGUCCAGGAGCCGUGGAUACACAAUGGCGAAAUUCGUGGACUCAACGCCAAAAAGUACAAACUUUUGUACAUAAGACGCACAGCGAUGAAGAUACAGUAGCUGCUGCUUGGGAGACAGGUGCAGGUAAGGUGUGGCUGCUCUCGAGCUAUAUGGCGCACGACCAGGUUGAACCACCACCGAAUAACCUGGUAUCUAAUAUGAUGCGUGCCGCAAACAGGGCCAGAACUCCGGUAAUUAUCGGAGCUGAUGCAAAUGCUCACCACACAAUCUGGGGUAGCUCAGAUAUAAACGAAC